GUCACAAAACGGAAAACGUUGGUUAUGAAUGCCUAGCAAAAUUAGGGUUUGCAAUUUGGCAAAUUUGGCUUUAAGCUUACAAUCAGAUGAGAAGAGAAAGACGAAAAUAACCUCAUCCCUGUUCUCUUGUCAUCCAAUCGCUUUGAGCUGGAAAUUCCUACAGAAUCGCGGGUGAUCAGAAUUGACAGUAAAAAUGGCAGGAAUCAACAACUCUAACGAGCCAAGUACAGCGCCUCAAGCCGAUCGAUGGUACAACCUAACCCUAGGCUCAUCUUUCAAGGAUCAGAAUUCCUCCAAAUUCUGCACUUUUCGCUAUGAUUUCAAGCCAGCUUCAAUUGAUAAGAAUCAGCGUGGCGCAUUACACAAGAGCAAGGAUAAUAAGGUUACUGUUGAGUUUCAAAAUAUUCAACCUGGGAAGCCCAAGGUGAUUUUCGAGGGCACUACUGAGGAUUACAAGGAUAAUGAUGCUGUUCUAUUCUUUGAUGGCGAGUCUUUUCGGUUAGAACGGUUGCACCGUGCUGUUAAGCGGUUGAGGCAUAACAGGAUGCUAGGUGAAUCCGCAGGGGCAUCAGCUGCACCAGCUGGAUUAUCUGAUGCAAGCUCACCACCUCUCACGAAAGGGAUUAAGCAUCAGCCUGCGAACAAAGACACAUUUCCUGCAGUGCCUGUUGAAGUGGAACGAAUUGAGAUUGGGGACUUCAGAAGCUCAGAUGCAAAACCAAGACAGGAGAAGACCGUUGAGUACCCUGCGGCACAAGCAAACUCAUUAAAUCCAUCACCGGAUCUGAAGAAGGAUGACCUAGAUGAGGAACUGGAUAUAAUGAAUGCUGAUGAAGAUGAUGGUAAUGCAGCGACUGAUGGAGGAACUAUUGAAGUGAAAGAACUUGAGUUUGAUAUGAAUAAACCACAUCAAACCGAUUCAGAUGAUGAGAUUGCUGAUGUUGAUGCUAGUGAUGAUGAAGCUGAUAAGGGACCUAAUGCCGCAGAAGCACUGAGGGCGCAGGUAAAUGCAGAGGAAAAAGAAGGCCAGACUUCUAGCUCUAGUGGUAGCAGUGGGAGUGAGAGCAGUGGAAGUGGUAGUGGUAGUGGAAGCGGGAGCGGAAGUAGCAGUAGCGACAGUGAAAGCAGUGAUGCUGAUUCUGUCAACUCCGUUUGAAAAAUUAAAAUUUUCAGGCUACCUCUGAGCAUAGACAUCUCAACAUUGAGAAUUUGCCAUACAGAUUACACCAUUUUUUCAAAUAAGGUUCCGAGAUGAAGGCAAGCGCAGAGCUAUUAUUACUUUACGCCUGCCGUCUUGAGGUGGUGUCAUGAGGAAACAGGCAUUCUUUAAGUCUUCCUGUCAAUUAUUGUUUUAUGAGCUGCAUGUUGAUAUCUGAAAAUAAAAACCUGGGCACGUGAAUGUAUGAAAUUGCUUUACCAACUUUGCGUGCAGCAUUUUUUUACAAAUAAGUAGGUGAUAACCUGCGCAAAAGAGAGAUUAGGAGGACUUAUUGCAUUGUAUGGAAGGGAAGAUUUGUACUCACUUUUCAUACUAUUAUGUACCAUGUUAAGUCGGAAUACAUAUUUAUUCAUUA
This is a messenger RNA of Sesamum indicum (sesame), 1574 nucleotides long. RefSeq lists its product as uncharacterized. Gene Ontology annotation, biological process: transcription elongation by RNA polymerase II. Gene Ontology annotation, molecular function: transcription elongation factor activity. The record is from RefSeq and is a predicted model, not a curated record. Gene Ontology annotation, cellular component: super elongation complex. Lineage: Eukaryota; Viridiplantae; Streptophyta; Magnoliopsida; Lamiales; Pedaliaceae.